This is a messenger RNA of Triticum aestivum (bread wheat), 618 nucleotides long. RefSeq lists its product as uncharacterized. The record is from RefSeq and is a predicted model, not a curated record. Gene Ontology annotation, molecular function: cysteine-type endopeptidase inhibitor activity. The transcript has a single exon. Bases 41 to 403 code for a protein of 120 amino acids. Lineage: Eukaryota; Viridiplantae; Streptophyta; Magnoliopsida; Poales; Poaceae.
AGCCUCCUCAGUCCUCACUCGUCCGAUAGCAACAUACAAAAUGAGGUCGCUGCCGCUGCCGCUGCUGCUACUCGGAGCGGUCCUCCUCGUGGCCGCCAUGCUCCCGGAGGGGGCGGCGGCCAAGUGGACGGCGGUGAACCCGAACGGUGGGGUGGUCCAGCAGGUGGGGCGGUUCGCGGUGAUCGUGUACGACCUGGCGCACCGCGCGGGCCUGACGUACGUGGGGGUGGCGCGCGGCGAGACGGAGGAGGCGGUGGGCGGCGGCACCAUCUACCGGCUGGUUGUGGCGGCGGCGACGCCCGACGGGAGCAGGGCUCAGUACGAGUGCCUGGUGUGGGGCGUGCCGGCGUCCAGUCUCAGCACCUGGAAGCUCCGCCGGUUCAGGAAGAUCGCAAUGGCAUAGGGUCAAGUAUCAGCCGUACGUUCUAACGUCGGAGAGUAUGUCUUGGUUGGUUCAUGCGUAUGCUUUGCAAGUUUGUUUCUCUCGUCUUUCUUCGGAGUGCCGGUGUAAGUGGCCGUGUAAUAAGGUUUCUCCCUAGCACAAUGUGUUUCACAUAUGUUUAUUUAACGUGUUAUAUGCCUGAAUCCAAUAAAUGAUUUAGCGCGAGUUUAUCUCAU